This is a messenger RNA of Orbilia oligospora ATCC 24927, 1071 nucleotides long. RefSeq lists its product as uncharacterized. Gene Ontology annotation, molecular function: feruloyl esterase activity; cellulose binding. The transcript has 2 exons. Gene Ontology annotation, cellular component: extracellular region. NCBI's taxonomy places the organism in Eukaryota, Fungi, Ascomycota, Orbiliomycetes, Orbiliales, Orbiliaceae. Bases 1 to 1071 code for a protein of 356 amino acids. The record is from RefSeq and is a predicted model, not a curated record. Gene Ontology annotation, biological process: carbohydrate metabolic process.
AUGAAGUCGGUACUUGUCAGCCUCUCGGCUUUGGUUGGGCUAGCACAGGUCGUGGUCGGACAACAGUCCGUAUGGGGUCAAUGCGGUGGCAUUGGAUAUGCAGGCGCUACUGUCUGCGCUUCUGGGUCUUGCUGUACCUAUCAGAACGCAUACUACUCUCAAUGUCUCCCGGGGAGCUGUAACCCAAGUGGAACCCAAACCACAACAAUGGUAACCACGACAUCUCGAGCCGCCACCUCUACGACGACGAGCGCGAACAACCCCGGUAGUACCGCCCUCUCACCUGGAUGCGGCAAGGGGGCCACCCUGACAAGCGGCACGAAGUCCAUGACCGUCAACGGAAAGUCACGACAGUAUAUCCUUCGUGUCCCAAAUAACUACGAUCAAAACAAACCAUACAGGCUUAUCUUCGGUCUUCACUGGCUUAGUGGAACAAUGACAGAUGUGGCCACAGGUCAAACCGUGCAAAGAGAUGUCUGGUCUUACUACGGUCUCCAGCAACUCGCUAGCGAAAGUGCCAUAUUUGUCGCUCCUCAAGGUCUAAAUAACGGCUGGGGAAACUCUGGCGGAGAGGACAUCACCUUUAUUGACCAAAUUAUAUCGACUGUUGAAGCCGGACUUUGCGUCAACCAGAAGCUGAGGUUUGCAACCGGUUUUAGCUACGGCGGUGCAAUGUCCUUCUCUCUCGCAUGCACUCGCGCAAGUGCUUUCCGCGCUGUGGCUGUUUUGUCUGGUGGCCAAUUGAGUGGCUGCAAUGGUGGAAACGAUCCAGUUGCGUACUUGGGUAUUCACGGUAUCUCAGACUCGGUUCUCAAUAUUUCCGGAGGCCGCACCCUUCGGGAUAGGUUCGUCAGGAACAAUGGUUGCAGCUCAAUGUCCCCGAGAGAACCAUCUCAAGGAAGUCUUACACAUGUUAAGACGGAGUACACCGGUUGUAGGAGUGGCUAUCCAGUCACAUGGAUUGCGUUCGAUGGAGGCCACAUUGCUGCACCUCGGGAUGGCGCUGGAGGCGAUAGCGGCGCAACUUUCGCAUCUCGAGAAACUUGGAGUUUCUUCAGCCAAUUCACCUAG